Drosophila grimshawi is the source of this 685-nucleotide messenger RNA. RefSeq lists its product as uncharacterized. The coding region runs from base 257 to 541 and encodes 94 amino acids. The record is from RefSeq and is a predicted model, not a curated record. Lineage: Eukaryota; Metazoa; Arthropoda; Insecta; Diptera; Drosophilidae. The transcript has 3 exons.
GUGUCUAUGCUUAGACCCCGAUAGUUGGGCGCGGCGAGUUGUUUGUAUUUACGCAGGCGCACAUAGCAAAUCCAAGAUCGACUUGAAUCGACUCCUUUUCAAUUACUACGUAAUUACACACAUACAACUUACAUAUGUGUGUGCGUGUGCCAGAGCGUGUAUGUGUGCGCAUCAGCUGUUGAAAAGUUGAAUAAGUGUGUGAGCUGCUCACGGCCUGCAAAUCAAAACGAUUAAUCUUUUAUCAAAAAGUUGUAAAAUGACAGGAUCAGUUCACGAUGCGAAAUGGAACCUCGAGCGGCGAGAAUCAUCCGGCCAUUUGGUGUGGUGUAAGGACUCACCAUCAGCCAAGGUUCGAUUCCGGUUCGACGUGGAGGUUUUGGAGUUUGAAAAGCAUCCGAAUGAGGAUCUGGAUCACAAAGCCGACAACAUGUCAGUCAUAAAUCUAUCAUCGACAUUAGCCCUCUGUGCCACAUGCGUAGCUGUUGUUGCUGCGUCUGUUUUCCUGCCCUGGUACCUCAUGGAAAAGGCCGGCUCACUGUGAAAGCGAUAUAUAUAUUCUAUUUAUAGAUAUAUGUAUGUGUAUACGAAUGUAAAUUGUAUAUCAAUUGAAGGUAUUAAGAUUUAGUUUCUGUAUAUAGACAUGAGUAGGUUUAAUUAUAAUACAAUAUGUAAAUGUAAAUGUAAA